Neohortaea acidophila is the source of this 1656-nucleotide messenger RNA. RefSeq names its product ATP synthase-like protein subunit alpha. The record is from RefSeq and is a predicted model, not a curated record. The transcript is spliced from 9 exons. Gene Ontology annotation, molecular function: proton-transporting ATP synthase activity, rotational mechanism; ADP binding; ATP binding. Bases 1 to 1656 code for a protein of 551 amino acids. Gene Ontology annotation, biological process: proton transmembrane transport; proton motive force-driven ATP synthesis. Lineage: Eukaryota; Fungi; Ascomycota; Dothideomycetes; Mycosphaerellales; Teratosphaeriaceae.
AUGUUCAGCAGAGCGCUUCGGACGGGUUCCCGUCUGGCUGUCGCCAGCUCGCGGACAGCCCAGGUCCAGCAACGAGUAGCCCCCGCCGUAUCCAACUCCAUCAAACGCACCUAUGCCGCCGAUGCAAAGGCCUCGCCCACCGAGGUCUCCUCCAUCCUCGAGCAGAGAAUCCGCGGUGUGCAAGAGGAGGCUGGCCUGGCCGAGACUGGCCGUGUCCUUUCCGUCGGUGACGGUAUCGCCCGUGUCCACGGCAUGAACAAUGUCCAGGCUGAGGAGCUCGUCGAGUUUGCUUCCGGCGUCAAGGGCAUGUGCAUGAACCUCGAAGCCGGCCAAGUCGGUGUGGUGCUUUUCGGUUCCGAUAGAUUGGUCAAGGAAGGCGAGACUGUCAAGCGUACCGGAGAGAUUGUCGAUGUUCCCGUCGGUGAGGCUCUUCUCGGCCGUGUCGUCGACGCCCUCGGCAACCCCAUCGAUGGCAAGGGGCCCAUCAAGACGACCGAGAAGUUCCGUGCGCAGCGCAAGGCCCCUGGCAUCUUGCCCCGCAAGUCCGUGAACCAGCCCGUCCAGACUGGCCUCAAGUCCAUCGACGCCAUGGUGCCCAUUGGCCGUGGACAGCGUGAGCUGAUUAUCGGCGAUCGUCAAACCGGCAAGACCGCCGUCGCCCUCGAUGCCAUCCUCAACCAGAACCGAUGGAACAAGGGCAGCGACGAGACCCAGAAGCUUUACUGCAUCUACGUCGCCGUUGGACAGAAGCGUUCGACCGUCGCUCAGCUCGUCAAGACUCUUGAGGAGAACGAUGCCAUGAAGUACUGCAUCAUUGUCGCCGCCACUGCCUCCGAAGCUGCUCCCCUUCAAUACAUCGCGCCCUUCACUGCUUGCUCUAUGGGCGAAUGGUUCCGUGACAACAAGAAGCACGCCCUGAUUGUCUACGACGAUCUGUCCAAGCAGGCCGUCGCUUACCGUCAAAUGUCGCUGCUGCUCCGUCGUCCCCCUGGGCGUGAGGCCUACCCCGGAGACGUGUUCUACCUCCACUCCCGUCUGCUCGAGCGUGCGGCCAAGAUGAACAACGACUGGGGCGCUGGAUCCCUCACCGCUCUCCCCAUCAUCGAGACCCAGGGUGGUGACGUGUCUGCGUACAUUCCCACUAACGUCAUUUCCAUCACCGACGGCCAGAUCUUCUUGGAAUCCGAACUCUUCUACAAGGGUAUCCGCCCGGCCAUCAACGUCGGUCUUUCCGUGUCUCGUGUCGGCUCUGCCGCGCAGCUCAAGUCGAUGAAGCAAGUCGCUGGAUCCCUGAAGCUCUUCUUGGCCCAGUACCGUGAAGUGGCUGCCUUUGCCCAGUUCGGUUCCGACUUGGAUGCCGCGACCAAGCAGACGCUGAACCGUGGUGAGCGUCUCACCGAGCUGCUCAAGCAGAAGCAGUACAACCCCAUGGCCGUCAGCGAGAUGGUGCCCCUGAUCUACGCCGGUGUCAACGGCCACCUCGACAGCGUGCCCGUCGACAAGAUUGUGCAGUGGGAGCAGGACUUUGUCCAGCACCUCAAGUCGAACGAGCAGAGCUUGUUGGAGCAGAUUGACAAGGAGGGCAAGAUCAGCGACGAGUUGGAGAAGAAGCUCAAGGAGACCGUGCAGAAGUUCACCAAGAACUUCACUUCCUAG